This is a messenger RNA of Aplysia californica (California sea hare), 9613 nucleotides long. Its product is annotated as small subunit processome component 20 homolog. The record is from RefSeq and is a predicted model, not a curated record. The transcript is spliced from 61 exons. Gene Ontology annotation, cellular component: small-subunit processome; nucleolus; 90S preribosome. Bases 124 to 8469 code for a protein of 2781 amino acids. NCBI's taxonomy places the organism in Eukaryota, Metazoa, Mollusca, Gastropoda, Aplysiida, Aplysiidae.
UGUUUACAGUAUGCCAUGCGUUCUGAGUUCCUACACAUCACGCUUGUUGUUGGAUUUACCUCCCUCGAAAUGUGUGCGCUGUUUUAGUAUCGCAUUUAUAAUACAUGUCUAGAGUGUACGAAAAUGGGAAAAUCUUCAAAGCACAAAACUCAAAAUGUUCAUCACUUCAUAUCGUUUUCGGAGCGCAUCUCCAAUGUGAAUGUUGACGUGAUCCAUCUUAUACGCAAAGUCCAUGAUGAUCAGGGAGAGGCAGGGACAUACUUUGGAGAAGCUUUGUCAAAAUGGACAGACCUUGACCUCACAGAUCACUUCACGAGUUUCCGCAGAGAGAUCUCUGGUCAGGUUCAGACAUUUGAGCAGCUGGUCCACCACAAGGAGGAAAUCAUCUCAUCGUUGAAGUCACAUUUGGCUGUGAAGAAUUCACUUGCCUUGAAUGCUCUGCUUGAUCUGUUGGUUCAACUAGCGCGCGAUCUUCAGCAAGAUUUCGUCCCGCAUUUCUCCGAAUUCUUUCACCUCCUUGUGGCGACAUUGACCUCGAGGUCUCAGGAUGUUGAGGCGCUGGAAAGCACGUUCCAGGCGUUUGCCUUUCUCUUCCGGGUCUUGUGGAGGUUUCUGAUAAAAGAUUUUGAGCAAAUCUUUGGAUAUUUCUCAAAUCUAUUGACAUCCCAGAAGGAAUAUGUUCGAGUAUUUGCUGCAGAAAGUUGUGCAUAUCUCCUGAGAAAGGUAAAAAAGCGAAAUGCCUUGCUGAAUUUUCUGUUCAAAUCCCUCAAGAAAAACCCAGAGCUGACCGAGGGCGUGGGUUUCCUUCUGUUUGAGAUGAUGAAAGGCGUCAAGUUCCAUUUCCACAGCGUCUGUGAUGAGAUAUUCCCUUUGAUGCUGAACAAACUUGGAUCCGUGGAUGCAUCUGGGAAGAAAAACGGGCUUCCCCUGGUGGCGGUGGAGGAGGCAGUCAGUGUGGUCAUGCAAAAGUGUGCUGACCACACCAGUAGAGAGCACAGUGGACGCAUGUGGGACAUGCUUAUGGAUGCUCUGUCCACCGUCCACUCGUCAUGCCUAAAGAAUGACAACGAAGUGUUGACUGCUGACCAGGCAGAGCACAAAGUCCCGUCCAAUGUUCAACAUCUGUGCCGUCUCCUAAGGCUGACCUCUGUGUGGCUGUCCCACGACGGUGGGAGCAUUGUGGGUCAUCCCGAGCAGGUGGCCAAGGUGUUGCUGGUGAUUCUGCGGUCAGUUCCCCGUCCAGACAGCGUUGGUCAGGACCUGCUGGACACCGUCUCUAACCUGUUCACGUCUUGCGAUGACCGGCUGGCCCCAGACAUGAUCGUCAAACUAACCUCUGCUGUUUUCUCUGAUGCCUUCACCUUCUCCAGUCUCAAAGAAUUUGUCAGGGCCACACUGGAAAGGCCCUUCUUUGAGAAGGACAUACUGCCAGGCUGCAUGAACAGGAUUCACUUUGAGCUGCCCAUGAGGAGCCCAGAGCAACAACAGGACGUGCUGGCCUUCAUUGGGGAACUGGUGAUGGUCAAGACUGGGUCUCCGGUGACCGGCGGGGAUCUCCACAUGCUCAAACGUUACCCCUUGGAUCAGAUUACUUACAUGAGGUCAAGCAAGGAAAAUUGUUUCUGCAAGUUUGUUGCGGAUACACUGGCCUCUACGCUGGAGAACUCUGACCCCUGGUCUCCCAACGAGCUCUCUCUUCUCUGGGGUGCUGUUGUUUGUGCUCCACAUCUAAGCAUCCCGGACAGUUUGGGGAAAGUUGGUGCCGUCUGGUCAAGAGUGGUGGGGAAACUGAAAUCUUGUGAACAUUCUGAAGACAGGCAGCGUCUGGCUAUUGUUGUGAAUCAGCUUGUCCGCAGCAUGUUGAUGAUUCAGGAAGGGACAGAGGAACCCAUCCCUGUCACCUGUGACGAGAUCAUGGAUGUGCUCGGAUGUGAUCCCUCCAGCCCCACACUGCUGCAGACAGCAGACUUGUUCUUCUCCCAGCCCAGCUCCUCUGUCCAGCUGACCUCCCAGCAACUGGUGGACGUGUACAAGUUACUGGAGCAGAACCUUGUAUCUCCCUCGCAUACUGUGAGACUUUUAUCCUGCCACUUGCUUUCGUUGUUUCCUGUUGAGCUGCCUGAUUAUAACGAUGAUGUGAAACGGGAGAAUGUCUUCACCACUCUGUGGACUGCAGAGAAAAUGGUGCCGACCGUCCACAACUAUCGAGAGAAACUGAUCUAUCUACGCAGGCUGGAGCACGGGAUGGUCCUCAAGUGUCUGCCCGAAGGUCCCUUCACAAAGGCCCCUCUGUUGUUCCUCCUGGGGAACCAACACUGGAACUUCAAGCUGCUGUGGGAGCCACUGGCUGAGAUCAUCUCUUCCCAUGCCAUCGGCGCUGACGUCGGUCAAUUCUGGGAGGUCAUGCUGGGUCAACUCCGCUUGGCCGCUAACCAAUCAGAGAAGGAAUUGCUUCUGGACGCCCCUACUUCUGAGAGUGAUCAAGAAAGAAAUAAGGGGCCUUUGUUGAGUCUGUUUGAUGACCACCUGUCAGCUGUUUUGACCGACGCCCGGAAACCAGACUUUAUAAACUUUCGGGUUCAACUGUGGCGUUGUAUGAAAAAGUUUCCUGACAAAUGUGUGUUGAGGUCUGAUGAGCUCUGUACUCUGUACCUCACAUUUCUCAGGAAUGAGUUUCACUGUGCUGACGGAGAGUCUCAGAUGUACCAGAACAUUCUGUCUGACAGUCCUGCAGAGACGGCAGAGAACCACGAAGGGUCUGACGACAACGGUGUCGAAGUGGAGAGCGCUGCAGUGGAUGAAGAGAUGGAAGAAGAAGAUGAGGAUGUGAAUGACCAAGGAAACAAAACAACUGGGAAGAGGAAGAAACCAACCACACUGAGUCUUCUAGUCCACCUAGAUCUGUUUGCCCUGUUCAAAAAGCAGAGAUCCAUGUUCAAUAAGCCUGAAGUCCAGGACACUUUCCAUCAGUUGCUAAAGAACAGAAACAGCUCAAUCCAGAAGGCUGCUUUUGAGUGUUUGGUCACCUACAAGUCACCUCACAUAUUGCCCUACAGAGAGAAUUUCAACCGCUUGCUGGACGACAAAACGUUCAAGAGCGAGAUUAUUUUGUUCCGGGUCGAUGAGGAGAACUCAGAGGUCAAAGACGGUGACAGAGACGGGCUGCUCCCAGUCCUCAUGAGAAUUCUGUAUGGCAAGAUGCACGGUAAAGCUGGCAACGACACAGCCGGAACAUCGCGCAGUCGAGUGCGCAAGUCCAUUGUGUUUGGCUUCCUGAGUGGCUGCAAGCCGGAUGAGCUCCGAUAUUUCCUCACUCUGCUCUUCCAGCCCUGCAUGCAUUUUGUCACAGAUGACCCUGUGACCAUGGUCAAAACUACAAUGGAAAAUACAGACCUCAAGAAAAUGAUUCCACUCAAGAAAAUCAAAGGUGUGCUGAACACCGUCCACACAGUGCUGCAGAAACAGGGACAUCACCUGGAGGGCUUUACUCACCCACUCCUGCACAUGUUGCUGGGCCUGGCUGCUCUACUGAGCUCAGUGCUGGACAUGCGGACGCAGGUGGUCAAGGGAGCGAUCAACCUGCUCAAGUCACUCAGGCACACUGUUGUCCUCAGGAUCACUGAGUUCCUGGAAUACUAUGAGGACCUGGACUUCACAGCCCAAGAGUUGGAUGCCCUGUUCCAGGCUGUGGUGUGGCCAGCUGCUGAGAAACUGGUGCUGGAGGGAGUCCAUCACCCGACACCGCUGUUGAAACUUUUUGUGUUCUGGAGUCGAAGCAACAGACUGGUUCCUCUCCUCGGACAUGUCAAAGGGUCGGACUUUACAUCAGAGAUCACCACGGGGGCCGUCGUCACUGCUUCCGGACCUAGCCCAUUCUCCUGCAUGUUUGCUCUCCUCAAUGCCCCGGCUGUGAGCUCUGACGUAGCUGCAGCUGUCCUUGACAUUGUGCUUUGUGUACUCGGCCAUGAGGAGGCAGAAGAGGAGGCCUCUGGUGACAAGACCGCGUCUGCCUUACCCGGGGUCUUCAGAGCAUCGGAUCACGAUGAGAGGGGUCUUGGAGAAGUAUUUAUCUCCCCUCAUGUGCCGGAGCUCCUGAGGUACUUGCAGAAGGCUCUCAGCAAGUUGGUCAACGGGUCAGCAGGGAAGAAACACACCUUCAUCCUGGAGCUGAAAAUACUGGCCAGCAUCAGCCGCUUCGUCACCGCUCCCUCGGAGUGCCGGACCCUAUGUGACCUCCUCAUCCCUUACCUGGCCAGCAGCACUACCCUACCAGAGGACAUGGAGGAGAACACUCUGACCUGUGUGACCAACCUGUUGCAGCACGUGGACAACCCACAGGUGUUUUACAGACAAGUGUCCCAGCUGUUCUGUAGCGUGGAGCGGAGGGCUUCGAGGGCUUUGCUCUGCAAACUGUUUUUGGUCAUCAACAAAGAGGACAGUUCCAAGUCCACGUUUGCUGAAACCAUUGAGAAGAUGAACUCUUGGGACAAGCGGAAGGCGGAAGAGCCUGACUUCACCGCCCGCCUGGAGGCGUUCCACAAUAUCAACUCGCUUGUCUCAGGGCAGGCGGAGCCCGAUGUGAACGUCCUGCUGCCCGUUGUCUACAAUUGUUGUUACUUUAUCCACGCUGUUGACGACCUGUCAAUUCGAGACAACUCCACCCACUGUCUGACCAGCAUCGUUGAACGAUUGGCCAGCUGUCCGUCAAAAGACAACAAGGCCUUUAACGUAGUUAUAGAAAAGUGUUUGGUGGGGCAGGUGAAGCUUGGGAUACGGAGCAAGUCAGAGGCUGUCCGUCACGAGUACCUGACAGUCCUCCAGAGCCUGGUCAAGCACUACCCGGCCCAUCAGCUGUUUGCUGGCCUCUCCCUCCUGUCGGACAAGGACCCUGAGGCAGAUUUCUUUGAGAACAUCAGACACAUACAAAUCCACAAGAGGUCUCGGGCCCUCCGCCGUCUGUACAAACAUCUGAAGGACCACCGCAUGAACCCAGACAUCCACAUGACCUACUUCAUCCCCCUGGUCUAUGCCUUCAUCACGGACCCUUCGUACGCCAAGCACGCCAGCGUGCAGGAUGCGGCUGUCGACCUGCUGGGGGCUAUAUGCAAGCAGUUGCCGUGGCAACACUACCAGCGGCUGCUGCAGUUUUACCUACGACUGCUGCCGAAGCGACUGGAGACUCAGCGACAGAUUGUUAGGAUCAUCGUUGCCCUACUAGAUGGUUUCCACUUUGACCUGAACAAGUCAACGUUCAAGGUCCAUCUCAGUCCCAGAGUGAAACAGAACAAUUCUGACGAGCCGGAUGCUGCAGGUGAAAAGAAAGAGGACUUGGGUUCCUCUCUUGGCACAAAGGACGCAGAGACAGCUGAAACUGUGGGCGAGGAAAAGGCGGAGGAUGCAUCAAUGGAGGAUGACGACACUCUCCCUCCCAUGGAGGUGAUGGACACAGGCACGGAGGAGUUGAACAUGUCCACUGACCAGGCUGUGAAAGAGGAUGUGGGGUCGGAGUCCAGCGAUGGGAGAGUGGUAUGCUCUGUGUCGGCUGCCACCAGGAUCCACAAGACAAUCGUCACCUCACUUUUGCCGGCACUGCACCGUGUCAUCACGCAAAAGACCAAAGGAGAGGAGGUGCACAAAUUGGCAGGGACUAAAUACCCCGAGGAUGAGGAAAUUCUCCGAGUGCCCAUCGCCCUUGCCAUGAUCAAGUUGUUGCAGAACUUGCCUAAAGGGACACUGGAGAACAGACUGCCAGGAAUUCUGCUGAAAAUUUGCAAUUUCCUGAAAUCAAGAUCUCGAGAUGUGCGGACAUCAGCGAGGGAAACACUCCAAAAAGCAGCCCUGUCCCUAGGUGCCAGAUUUUUCCCUUUCAUUGUGAAAGAGUUGCAGGCAGCUCUCACUAGAGGCUAUCAGCUCCACGUGCUGGGGUUCACAGUCCACUACCUGAUGAAUGGCCUGCAGAGCAUCUUCUCGCCCGGAGACCUUGACCCUGCCGUGGCCAGAGUCCAGUCUGUAUUCCACAACGAGCUGUUUGGCCAGGUGGCCGAGGAGAAAGAGGUGGCCGCCAUCAAGGCCAAAUAUUUUGAGGCCAAGUUUGUCAAGGCCUAUGAGGCAUAUGAGCUUCUGGCCAAGUUCAUUUCUGCCAGUAGCCUGAACCUGGUGAUUAAACCAGUGAAAGAGAUGCUGGAGACGACCAGCAGUCAGCGAAUAGCCAAUAAGGCGGAGAUGUUGCUAAGGAAGGUCGCUGACGGACUGAUGGCCAACACGUCCAUCCCUGUGGAGACCAUGAUGGUGUUUGUGCACAGCCUGACCACCAAACUGAUGGACCAGAUCGCUACGUCAAAAGAAGAGAAACCAGUCAAAGACGUCCCUGGUGCAAGGAUGCCUGAGAGUUGUCUGCUCCUGAAGGAAGCAGCACCGAGGUCAGGCUUCAAGCCACAAGCUAGUAAAAAGACAAACGCUCACUUAGUGGUUGAGUUUGGACUGCAGUUGCUCAACGCCAGCCUGAAGAAGUCUGCCCUGCUGCCAACGGAGUAUGCCCACCUCCAGAUGUUGGACCCGUUUGUGGGCACUCUCCGAGACUGCUUGACCACUAGCCAUGUCAAAACGAGCGCCAUGGCUAUGAGAUGUCUUUCGUGGAUUCUGAAAUUCCCACUUCCUUCUCUCAAAGAAAAUAUUGAGAAAAUUUCUGAGGGCAUGUUUGUGGUGCUGCAGAACUACGUCGGGUCAGCCCUGGCCAAAGGCGGGAACCAGGAGCUGGUCAGCAUGUGCUUUAAGGCGGUGACGGUGCUGGUCAGAGAUGUGACCUUCCACCAGAUCUCCAGAGACCAGCUCCAGGUCCUGCUGACCUACUGUGAGGAAGACUUGUACAACUACUCCAGGCAAAGCACAGCGUUCAACCUAAUCAGGGCCAUCUUGUCCCGGAAGCUGGACAUUCCCCAGCUGCACCAGGUGAUGGAGAAACUAUUUGAGAUGUCCAUCGUGUCUCCGGUGUCUGGCCUCAGGCUGCAGAGUCGACAGGUGCUGUUGUUCUAUAUGAUGAACUACCCACUGGGCAAGGACCUCAAGAGACAUCUGUUCUUCUACAUUGACCACCUGCAGUACGAGCUGGAGGAUGGACGAGAGUCCGCCAUAGAGAUGAUGAUCUCCAUGUUCACCAACUUUCCAAAGAAAAUCUUGAACAACCACUGCCCCAGGUUCUUCACCAAUCUGUCGAUGACGUCGUACAACGACAGCUCUCUACGCUGUAGGAAAUUGGUGUCUGUGGCCCUCAGGACACUCAUUGGGAAGAUUGAUUUCAGGUGUCGAAAGUCCCUGUACCUAGAUGUUUUAAAAUGGAUGAAGUCAGAUGAUAUUCGUGUGCGGACAAUGGGCUGCCAGGUGUGUGGUUUGUUUGUGGAGGUGGAGGGUGGCAAGUUCGAGAACCGUCUGGAGGAGACUGUCCCUUUGCUGCAGCAGCUAAUGGACCCAGGGAGGUUUACUAAGGAGGGAGAGGAAGAGGAAGAAGAGGACGCUGUCACCGAGCAGCAGGACAUGUGUCUCUUAGCCGUGCUCAAUGUUACCAUCAAGGUUGCCAGGGAGCUCAACGUGGCUCGUAACCCCAAGCUGGUGGGGGACUUGGAUCUUAUGUGGGGUCAUGUGCUGUCCCAUCAGCUGUACCCACAUGCCCAAGUGAGGCUGGCUGCCUGUCAGCUGACGGGUCUGUUCUUCAGCUCCUGGGAGCCAUCAGAGGUGACUCAGCUCCUGUCCCAGGCUGGUCAGUCCGCCGAAGUAGGUAGCGGUCAAGAGACGGACGAACUGAGAGAUUCCUAUUUCCCCAAGAACUGUUCAUCUCUGGUGCGUGUGUUUGGCAAGGUUUUCUGCCAGCAGUUACAGGCUCCCAGUCUAGACGACGCCCUGGCCACUCAGGUUGUGAAAAAUCUGCUGUAUCUAGGUCGACUAGCAGAAGCAUUAGCAACACCCGCUGAACUGGUGUGGCUAGCGAAGAAAAUUGUGAGGGAAGCUAACCAUGAGGUCAUUCACAAUGUGAAGGUCACAGUAAAGAGGAACUAUGUGUUCAAGUGGGUGGCUGCAGUGGGAGUGACCUUGACCCCCGAGUCUGUCCAGAGCCUCCUGCCCAUUGCACUCCCAGCGUUACAGCGAGAAAUGUCAGAGAAUGCCAAAGAUGAAGAACUCAAGAAUUUAGUGCAAGAAGUCCUUGACCUUUUGAAGAAGCAAGUUGGUGUGGAGGCUUUCACUUCAGCGUUUGCCACAUCUCACAAGUGGAGGGCGGAGAAGAGAGACAUCAGAAAGAGGCAGGUCGCGGCCGAGGCUGUCACUGAUCCUGACAUUGCAGCAAGAAAAAAGAUCAGACAUCACCUCAAGAAAAAGGAAUCCAAGAAGAGAAAGAUUGAGGAAAGGAAACCUAUAGAGAGAAAGAGAGUCAAGAAGUCUAAAUUGUCCAUAUUGAAUGUUAAAGUUGAUAUCGAUUAAAAAAAAUAGCUUAAAUGGUUCAGGUGUGCAAAUGGAAGAUUGUGUAUUGUGCUGUAGAAAUUGUGAAAAACAUUAGCUAUAAAGAAUUUUGGCCAAGUAAAAUAAUUUCCAAGCAUAGUUUUGCGUCAGUGUACAUAAAUAUGUAUACAUUUUUGCUUUGUGUCUGAGCACUUUUCAUGUUGGGUUCUCGGUGUUUAGGACAGGAGCUUAAUUCUAUUCCUGAGUUGAUCCCGUGUACAACCAGUGUAAUAAUGUUCUUUUAUUUUUAUACACUGGAUUAUGUUGUAAAUAAAUGUGCUCAGCAAGUCGAAAAUGGCAAUGUUUCGCGUUGAAACAGUAGUUCACUCAGUGCAUUAUUUAAAUACUGCUACUUUGGAAGUAUUUAUUUGUGCAAAGUGGUGGUCAUUCCUGUUGCUUUUAUGUUAUUUUCACCCCUCUAUGUAAAUUAUGUUGUGAAAGUUGUUGCACUCAUUAUAAAUACUUGGGGGGAGGGGGGGUACUUUUGACUCCAGUUAUGCAAAUAUAUUUUUGGGGGGGACUUCAGUUGAUUUGAGAAAAAGAAAGGCAACUUGGCUGGAUUUUGUACAGACAAAAAAACAGAGUGACAAACAUAUUGUUAACUAAGUGGCAUUGAUGACAUGUUUUAUUUGGUUAUUGUUUGUGGGUUUUUUGGUCAAUGAGUGUUGCAGUCUUUAAUCACUCUUCUGUGAGUAUGAUGAUGUGCAAAGUAGUCUAGACUGUCUGUGUAAGAAUUGGAUGACGUGCGACAUAGUGACAUGUCUGUGUAAGGACUGGAUGAUGUGUCUUGUAAUGAAAUGUCUUUAUGAGGUCUGAAUAGUGUAUCAUAUAGUCUAGAAUGUCUGUGUAAGAACCGAAUAUGUUUGUGUAAGGACCGGAUGAUGUGUCAUGUAGUCUAUUAUGUCUCUGUAAGGACUGGAUGAUGUGUCACGUAAUGUAGAAUGUCUGUGUAAGGACUGGAUGAUGUGUCACGUAAUCUAGAAUGUCUGUGUAAGGACUGGAUGAUGUGUAACGUAAUCUAGAAUGUCUGUGUAGAAUUGGAUGAUGUGUCGUAGAGUCUAGAAUGACUGUGUAAGGACUGGAUGAUGUGCAACAAAAUGGUCAUUAAAAUUAUUUGAUUUAAAGA